CUUAUCUCUACCCAUAUAACCCGGUUCUUCUCUAUACUCUUCAAAUCAACAAGAUUUGCAGCUCGUUCAAAACUACCAAUGGAGGGUCUCAAAGUAAUCAAAUUGAUGGCAAUGCUAUCAACUCUACUAGUAAUUUCAGUGAAUGGGCAAAUUAAUACACCUUGCACCUUGUCGAUGAUAUCAAGCUUCACCCCGUGUGUUAAUUUUAUAACUGGAAGCACCAACAAUGGCUCACCACCAACUGCCAGUUGUUGCAGUUCAUUGAAGUCACUGAUGAGCACUGGCAUCGAUUGCGCCUGUCUACUACUAACAGCCAAUGUACCAGUUCAGCUACCAAUUAACCGUACUCUAGCUAUCUCUCUCCCCGGCGCUUGUGGCGUGCCGGGACAGUGUAAAUCAACUGGGACCCCUCUGCCAGCACCAGGUCCCGUCUCUCUAGUGCCAACUCUUCCACCUCCAGCUGCUGCUCCUUUAAGCCCACGAGCUUCCAAAGCAGUAGCACUUGCUCCAGCACCAGAAUCUGAAAUUACUCUACCAUUAACACCAGCAUCCCCGCCCGUGCAAGUAGCAUCCCCGCCAACAACUGCAGGGAUCCGACCAAUGCUGUCCCCCCCAGCAUCUAUGUCAUCCCAUGUUUCACCACCAUCUUCCUGGCUAAUAUUUCUAGCAAUCAUGCUUUUCAAAAAAUUCUAUUAAGCUACAGCCUCUUCAUCUUCAUCCCUCUUGCUAUCUGUUUUGUUUUUUUGUUGGUGUGAAAACUUGACGAACACAGCUCAACGUUAUGUUGUCAGAAAACAAAAUAACAGAACGUAGGAAAAGAAUGCCUUUGUUAAUUCA
Populus euphratica (Euphrates poplar) is the source of this 837-nucleotide messenger RNA. RefSeq names its product classical arabinogalactan protein 9-like. The record is from RefSeq and is a predicted model, not a curated record. Bases 79 to 696 code for a protein of 205 amino acids. Gene Ontology annotation, biological process: lipid transport. The transcript has 4 exons. NCBI's taxonomy places the organism in Eukaryota, Viridiplantae, Streptophyta, Magnoliopsida, Malpighiales, Salicaceae. Gene Ontology annotation, molecular function: lipid binding.